Lizanozyma spartinae is the source of this 2424-nucleotide messenger RNA. RefSeq names its product H(+)-transporting V0 sector ATPase subunit a (gene VPH1). The transcript has 2 exons. Lineage: Eukaryota; Fungi; Ascomycota; Pichiomycetes; Serinales; Debaryomycetaceae. The coding region runs from base 1 to 2424 and encodes 807 amino acids. Gene Ontology annotation, cellular component: vacuolar proton-transporting V-type ATPase, V0 domain; vacuolar proton-transporting V-type ATPase complex; fungal-type vacuole membrane. Gene Ontology annotation, biological process: vacuolar acidification; proton transmembrane transport. The record is from RefSeq and is a predicted model, not a curated record. Gene Ontology annotation, molecular function: proton-transporting ATPase activity, rotational mechanism; ATPase binding.
AUGAGCUCUGCGGAGAUGUCAAUGGUACAGAUGUACAUUCCGACGGAAGUCGCCCGGGAGGUGAUUUACUCUGUGGGUGAGUUGAGUCUUGUGCAGUUUAUUGAUUUGAACUCGAAAGUCAACGAGUUCCAACGUUCUUUUGUCAAGGAGUUGCGGAGAUUAGACAACAUUGAACGGCAAUACACGUACUUCAAGACCGAGCUAGACAAGAGGCAUAUUGAGGUUAAAGCGACGCCCUUUGAAGUCACAGGUGUUCAGCAAUCUGAAAUUGACGAGCAUGCGGAGAAUGCACAGCUUUUGGAGGAUCGGUUGUCUCAGUUGAUUGAUGCUAACUCCGAUUUGUAUGUUAAUCAAAGAGACUUGAAACAGUUUAGAUACAGUGUUCAAGCAGUAGAUAACGUUUUCAAGAGUUCGAGUAAUUCUGACAUUCCCAGUGGCCUUGGGGAGUCCGACGAGUUGUUGGGCAACUUGGAAAGUGGUGGUAACAGUGGUAGUGGUAGCCGUCAAGGUAACUUUAUCUCUGGUGUUAUCAGUAGAUCCAAGGUAGGUACCUUGCAACAGAUUUUAUGGCGUGUUUUAAGAGGUAAUUUGUACUACUACACUGAAGAGGUUGUUGAACCCAUUUAUGACGUCAAGAACGACGAAUACGUUGACGUUAACACUUUUAUUAUCUUCUCUCAUGGUUCAAUGAUUUACCAAAGAAUCAGAAAGAUCUGUGAAUCUUUAAACGCCAGCAUUUACAAUGUUGAUCUGAUUCCUGAUUUGAGAGCUGUUCAAUUGGAAGAAUUGAAGGUUAAAUUGACAGAUGUUGAUACUGUUUUACAACAAACAGAAGCUGCUUUGAACUCGGAAUUGAUUGCCAUUUCCAGGGAUUUACCUAAAUGGUGGGAAGUAAUUGCUAGAGAAAAGGCAGUGUAUCAAACGAUGAACAAAUGUGACUAUGGUGAUUCAAGAAAGACUUUAAUUGCUGAAGGUUGGGUACCAAGUGAUCAAGUGAUUCAAUUGAAUUCAGCUGUUAAAGGUGCUAACAACACUCAAUCCAUUCCAACCAUCGUUAACGUUAUGGAAACCACCAAAACUCCUCCAACCUUCCAUCGGACCAACAAAUUCACUGAAGCUUUCCAAUCAAUUUGUGAUUCUUAUGGUGUUGCUACUUAUCAAGAAGUUAAUCCUGGGUUACCGACCAUUAUAACAUUCCCAUUUAUGUUUGCUAUUAUGUUUGGUGAUUUAGGACAUGGUUUUAUUUUAUUUUUGGCGGCUAUAACUUUGGUAUUGAAUGAAAAGAGUAUUAGUGCCAUGAAGAGAGACGAAAUCUUUGAUAUGGCUUUCACCGGUAGGUAUAUCUUGUUGUUAAUGGGUAUCUUCUCCAUGUAUACCGGGUUCCUUUACAAUGAUAUCUUUUCCAGAUCAAUGACUAUCUUUAAAUCCGGUUGGGAAUGGCCAGAAAAGUUUGAAAUCGGACAAACCCUUUUUGCCAAACAAGUUGGAACUUAUGCUAUGGGUUUAGAUCCAGCAUGGCAUGGAACUGAAAAUGCCUUGUUAUUCUCCAAUUCUUAUAAGAUGAAAUUAUCCAUUUUAAUGGGGUAUUUGCAUAUGUCUUACUCUUAUAUGUUCUCAUUGGUCAAUUAUCUUUAUUUCCACAGUGUUAUAGACAUUUUGGGUAACUUUGUCCCCGGACUUUUGUUUAUGCAAGGGAUUUUCGGUUAUUUAUCCUUGUGUAUUGUCUACAAAUGGUCAGUUGAUUGGUUUGCUAUUGAGAAACAACCUCCAGGGUUAUUAAACAUGUUGAUUUCUAUGUUUUUAUCUCCGGGAACAGUGGAAGAACCUUUGUAUGGUGGUCAAGCCACGGUCCAAGUAAUUUUACUCGGAGUUGCAUUGGUAUGUGUUCCCUGGCUUUUGCUCUUGAAGCCCUUGUAUUAUAAGAGAAAGUUUGACCGUGAAGCCAAGGAACAAGAGUACAUUCAAUUGGCCAAUAACGAAAGCGAAGUCACAGAUGAAACCAUUGAUGAUGGUGGUGAUGGUGACGAUGAUGAACAUCAUGAGGAACAUACAUUUGGUGAUAUCAUGAUCCACCAAGUUAUUCAUACUAUCGAGUUUUGUUUGAACUGUGUUAGUCAUACUGCUUCUUAUUUAAGAUUAUGGGCAUUGUCCUUAGCCCAUGCUCAAUUAUCUACUGUGUUGUGGACCAUGACAUUGGGUGGCUCUUUUGGAAUGGUGGGAGUUUCAGGAGUGUUUAUGACGGUGAUCCUAUUUGGAAUGUGGUUCAUUUUGACAGUAGUCAUCUUGGUGGUUAUGGAGGGAACUUCAGCCAUGUUACACUCUUUACGUUUGCAUUGGGUUGAAUCCAUGUCCAAGUUCUUUGAAGGUGAAGGAAGAUUGUAUGAGCCAUUCACAUUCAAGAGUUUAUUAGCCGGAGUUUUCUAA